Molecule: messenger RNA, 1721 nt
Organism: Amaranthus tricolor (Joseph's coat)
Lineage: Eukaryota; Viridiplantae; Streptophyta; Magnoliopsida; Caryophyllales; Amaranthaceae
Product: GPN-loop GTPase QQT2
Exons: 7
Coding region: 203-1438 (411 amino acids)
Molecular function (GO): ATP hydrolysis activity; GTPase activity
Source: RefSeq, a predicted model, not a curated record
UGUUACUGACGCAAUACUUCUAACUUCCUCCUUGGCUCCGCACUAUUCUGUUUUCCUUAUUUAUAACCCAAGUCCAAAAUCCUUCAAUCCUUCAUCCACUGCUGCCGCCUGCCUCCACUCCAGUCUCCAGCCCUUCCGCAGACCCAGACGGCCAGAACGCAGUACCGGCAGCCACCGCCCACCACCAUCACCACCAAAGACAAUGGAGGUUGAUUCGGAGAUGCAUGAAUCUGUUGCUAACGCUACUGAGAAUGGUACCCCAAUUGUUCAGAUGGACAGUGUGGAGUCAUCUACAAAGGAAAAUGUAAAGGAAAAUGAUGAGAUCAUGCAGUCGAUUGAGAAGCUGAAAAUUGAGGAACCAACAUCGAGCUUUAAGAGAAAACCUGUGAUCAUUAUUGUCGUUGGAAUGGCAGGAAGUGGAAAAACGACUUUUAUGCGGCAGCUAGUGUACCAAACACAUGCAUCAAAGCUUCGAGGUUAUGUGAUUAACCUUGAUCCAGCUGUUAUGACUCUUCCUUUUGGUGCUAAUAUUGAUAUAAGGGAUACUGUCAAGUACAAGGAAGUUAUGAAGCAAUUUAACUUGGGUCCUAAUGGAGGAAUUUUAACUUCCCUCAAUCUAUUUGCAACAAAAUUUGAUGAGGUCAUUUCAGUUGUUGAACGUAGAGCCGACCAACUUGAUUAUGUGUUGGUGGACACACCUGGGCAGAUUGAAAUUUUUACUUGGUCUGCUUCUGGAGCCAUAAUUACUGAAGCCUUUGCGUCGACCUUUCCGACCGUGAUUGCUUAUGUGGUUGAUACUCCACGCUCCUCAAAUCCAACUACAUUCAUGAGUAAUAUGCUGUAUGCUUGUAGCAUUCUUUACAAGACGCGACUGCCUCUCGUCUUGGCUUUUAACAAGACAGAUGUUGCUCAACAUCAAUUUGCUUUAGAGUGGAUGGAAGACUUUGAGGUGUUUCAUGCAGCACUUGAGUCAGACCAGUCGUACACUUCAACUCUGACUCGAAGUCUAUCUCUUGUUCUGGAUGAGUUUUAUAAAAAUCUGAAAUCAGUUGGAGUAUCUGCAUUGUCUGGCGCUGGGAUGAAUGAAUUCUUUAAAGCCAUUGAUGAUAGUGCUACAGAAUACAUGGAAACUUAUAAGGCUGAUUUUGAUAAGAGACGGGCAGAGAAGCAACGGUUGGAGGACGAUCGCCGGCGUGAAAACAUGGAGAAGCUUAGGAAGGAUAUGCAAAAGUCAAAUGGAGAAACAGUGGUUCUAGGUACUGGUUUAAAAGACGGAAAGACUGACCGCAAGAGCAUGCUGGUAGAGGACAAUGAGGAUGAGAGUGAAGAAGAAGACGAUGAGGAAGAUGAAGAUGGUAGGAUCAGCGAGGAGGAGGAAGAUAUGUUAGAUGAUGACGAUGAUGAUGCUCAACAAGAGAUCACCCAUUUUUCUUUCUAACUCCAUCAUCGUUCACACUCCAAACAAAGCUUGAAUUGAAUUCGAUUCAAGGUACACUAACUUUUGUUUGUUUGGGUGUUUACUUUGCCUUACCUAAAUGCUAUGAUCCAAUUGUGGAUUGAAAGCUACUGUAUAUAUUGACCUUUUUGUUAUUGGGUUUAGCUGAAGUCUUCAGCGUAAAAUUUUUAAUCCUGUUUUUAAAUUAAGUUGGUAUAUGCAAAUUUUGGGACCUGAUCUUGUGUCUUAUUGCAUACACAAAAAGCUUUUCCUUGUUUGUGCCAUA